ACGCCCGCGCCGCCGCGCCACCCCGUGACGUCACGACGCCGCGCCGUCGCUGUCGCGCUUGUCUUUCCCUAGUACCUUGAGCUGUAGCUGUGGAUUUUCACGGGGUUGUCCUCAGUCAUGGCCUUGGGUCUGAGAUGCUUCCGCUUGGUGCACCCUACUGUUUGCAGCUCCCUUGCGGCCUUCACCAGACCCGUGUCAGAAGUUCCACGGAAGGCCCUGACUGGAAGACAGAGCGACUGCCAGCAGUACUUAGCCUUUGCAGUGGUACCGAGCCGUGACUUUGCCACCAAGAAAGCAAAAGCCAAAGGGAAAGGACAGCCCCAAACCAGAGUGAGUCUUAAUACUGCCUUAGUUGAAGAUAUAAUCAGCUUGGAAGAGGUGGAUGAAGAAAUGAAGUCUGUGAUGGAAGCACUCAAGGAUAAUUUCAAUAAGACUGUCAAUAUAAGGACUGCACCAGGCUCCCUUGAUCAGAUUUCUGUGGUAACUGCUGAUGGGAAAGUUGCUUUAAACCAGAUAGGCCAGAUCUCCAUGAAGUCCCCACAGCUGAUUUUGGUGAAUAUGGCCAGCUUCCCAGAGUGUACAGCUGCAGCUAUCAAGGCUAUAAGAGAAAGUGGAAUGAAUCUGAACCCAGAAGUGGAAGGGACGCUUAUUCGGGUCCCCAUCCCCAAAGUCACCAGGGAACACAGGGAAAUGCUGGUGAAACUGGCCAAACAGAACACCAACAAGGCCAAGGAAUCUUUACGGAAGGUUCGUACCAACGCAAUGAAUAAAUUGAAGAAAUCCAAGGACAAGGUCUCAGAGGAUACCAUCAGGCUCAUAGAGAAACAGAUCAGCCAAAUGGCCGACGACACGGUUGCGGAGCUGGAUCGGCAUCUGGCCGUGAAGACCAAAGAGCUCCUUGGGUGAAAGACCACCAGAGCCCGCUGAGCACCAAGGCCUGAUUCUAGUGGAGCCCUUGGGUGGCAAAUCAUCGCCUCUCUUCCCUGUUCACCCGGGAGACUGUCACAGUUCAGCCUUGCAUCCUGUGAGGCCCAGCCUUCCUGUGGGACACCCAGACCUGCUCAUGCUUCCUCCCACCCCUUCCCCCGCCCCCCCUCCCCCCUAGCUCUGGGCCCCUGGAGUGGGUCUCCUUCAGAGGCUUCAAGGGCCUUUACUUGGGUCAUUUGCCUCGACUGUGACAUUGCCAAGUGACAAGGACCCUAGACAGGUUUUGUACUGCCUGUUCCUCGUUGCAGGAAUCUCCUUAUCAAAUGAUGGGUCUGGCCCUGUCCCCAACUUGAACUCUGCUGGGACCUUCACCUGCAACUGGAAACCUUUGCUGGAGGCCAUCACACCAACUACAGCUCUGAAUAAAGUGGAAGCGUAACCACCCUGGAGAGCGAGAGUCGGUCUGAAUCCCUGUUCUCCGAGGGCCUGUCUGUUGCCCAUGCCCGCCUGUGCCGGGUCAUCUUCACACUCGCUCCUUCUCUGCCUGGUCGGCCCCUCCGCCUCCCUCCUGGCCACUUCUGCUCAUCCUUCACGGCUCAGCUCCUAUCGCGCUUCCUCCAGGAAGUCUUCCUUUUCCUCCCAGCCCCUGUUAUCGCGGCUCAUAGCACUGUCCGCUGUUCUUAUCAGAACCCUAAUUGUUUGUGUGAUAGCUGGUGUGUACAUCUUCAGUUCCUCGGAACUUGGCCUCAUGCCGGGGACAUAGUAGGCGUUCAGGGUUGUCGAUGAGUUGCACGUAGCAGCUACUCAACAGUGCCAGCUCCUUUUCCUUUCUCCCCAAGCCCUGGCACUUUCAUCUUCAUUUUCCACCCUUGUCUUUGUCCUCAGCAUUUGCUUGGUAAUGUGACCACCCCCCCCAAAGGCCCCCACAGGCUUGUUGCAGCCCUCUUUGGGUGCUGAGUAUUUCCGCCCCUCUGAUAAUUUUCCUUCUGUGGCUCAUUCAUUCAUUUGUUCAUUCUAUAGCCAUUGUGACCUAGAUGCUGCUCUAGGCAGUAUUUUUAAUCUUCACAGUGAACUUACAAGGCUUAUAUUAUUUCCAUUGUAAAUAGGAAAACUGAGACUUGACAGUAUUAAGGUACUUGCCCAAAGGAACGAAGCUAGUCAGCGGUAAGAGCCUUUUCCUGUCCGUUGUCCGCCUCGCCCCACAGAGGGCAGGUUGCUCAGAGAGGAACCCACAGCUAGGUCCACAGACCAGCGUUCAAAUGGUGGGAUCCCCUUCUUUCAUAAACGCUCAGCACCAACUAUGUACCAGCUUGCAGGCUAUGCCUGAGAAACACAAGGUGGGUAAGGAGGGAGCCCUGUCUGUGAGGAUCACCUGGCGCCCUGGAUGAGUGCCUGUGCCGGGGGAGGGGUUAGUUCAUAUUCCAGUUCUGCUGUGUAUCUGCCUUUCAAUCAGAAGCCUGGGCCCAGUGUUCUGCAGAGCAGCGUCCGGCUGGUCUCCAAUACGUUCCGCCCCCCCUCCCCCCGGGGUGACAGCAGGAGCACUGUGACUCGUAAGGCCCGAGCACACCACAACAGUGUGGGAUUCAUGAGCAGAGCCGAUUCAGAGACGAGAGAAGCCAACACAGUCUGCUGGCCUCCGACCUAUCCUCGCUCAGACCCCAUUUGCCAGCCCCGAGAAGCCAUCACAAUCGGAAGUCAGCUGAGGGAGAACAGGGAUAGAAAUAGCAAUCAAGGAGUCUUUUUGGGGGGUAAGCCACAUGGCGAGGGCUUUGCGAGUCUCUCGUGAGUGGCCGAAAUCCCCCAGUCACUGCAAAUGUGCUUCUCAAAGAUGCAGGAUUUUUUAAUAAACAGAGGAAAUGAUAAAUUAUGUUGUAACUCCACUCCAAAGGCAUUUGGUUCUUAACAGCCAAAUCCUCUGUAGUCUUUAAAUAAACAAAAACUUAUUUGGUGAACAGACGGGGGGAAAAUGAAAGAUUUUCUGUACUUGGGUCCCACAUGUCAACAAUUUCUCUCCUGUGUGUAUGUUGGCCAAAGCUGUAUAUCAUGAUAAAUGAAUAAAGGAAAACCUCGGGCCCAGGGCAGUCAGACAACUCAGCAAAUGGCUUUCAGCUGAUUACUCUGUGUCAGCCGACCUCUAUCAAAGCUCCUCUGUUUCUCUGUCACGGCUGCGGGGUGGCAGGGAUGAGAGAGAGACUACCUGUUGGGAUGUGCUGAGUAAUGAGUGGUGCUAGAGCAGUCUAAACCCCCCCCCCAACUU
Molecule: messenger RNA, 3184 nt
Organism: Condylura cristata (star-nosed mole)
Lineage: Eukaryota; Metazoa; Chordata; Mammalia; Eulipotyphla; Talpidae
Gene: MRRF
Product: mitochondrial ribosome recycling factor
Exons: 7
Coding region: 118-906 (262 amino acids)
Biological process (GO): translation
Cellular component (GO): mitochondrion
Molecular function (GO): ribosomal large subunit binding
Source: RefSeq, a predicted model, not a curated record